Messenger RNA from Ostrea edulis (European flat oyster), 690 nucleotides. RefSeq lists its product as uncharacterized. The transcript is spliced from 3 exons. The coding region runs from base 1 to 690 and encodes 229 amino acids. Lineage: Eukaryota; Metazoa; Mollusca; Bivalvia; Ostreida; Ostreidae. The record is from RefSeq and is a predicted model, not a curated record.
AUGAAAUCGUUUGAAUAUAAAGAGAUUGUCGACCUUCGUGACAAAAUACCAACAAGUGGAUCUCCUGUUUUAUAUGGAUAUCCAUCUAUCACAACGUGCGCAGUCGAAUGCUCCAAGACAGACAGUUGUCAAAUGUUUUUCCACAAAUCCGACUGGCAAGCCUGUAUUCUUUAUGAGUUUUUUGUUUGGAAUAGCAAUUUUGGUGUUGCAUCCAAUGGCUUUCGAGCAUUUAAGAUGAAAACUGUAGGCAAUCAGAAUUGCGACGAUGCAAACGACAUCUUCAAUAGAGCAGCAGGUAUGUGUUUCAGACAAUACAACACGAACGUGAUGAUUACCAGAAGCGACGCAAUUGCCAACUGCAGCGCUAGAGGAUCAGAUCUGAUUGUUUUGAAUACAAUGCAGAAGAAAACCUUCUUGGAAAAAUAUGUUCGGGAAACAAAUGCUGUGCCAGGGUUGGUCGGACUAUCGGAUGCAGUUGAAGGCCAGUUUAAAUGGAGAAAUGGAGAACCAUUGGACCUUUCUCACUGGGGUGUUGGUGGAUACGAUUUUAAUAAUAUCGACAUCUCCCGACCCGGAGUAUUCUGCCUAAAAGCUGAUUGCGGUUGGGUUGGGCUUUACUUGAACGUUUUCAUGGUUUGGGACAACUGUUGUUCUAAAACCUCCGACUGGUUCUGUGCUUAUAACCCUUGA